AUGAUCCGUAGCAUUACUGAGGAUGCUGGUAUUCCAGCUAUAACUUCUCAUGCCGAGGGCGUCACCACCAAACCCGCCAAGAAAAGGGUUUCGAAGGCCUGUGACAGGUGUCGAAGACGGAAGAUCAAAUGUGAUGACUUAGACCCUGUAUCUGGGAAAUGUUCGAACUGUAUCAAAUAUAAAGUUCCAUGCACCUUCCAUUACCAUGAAGAAAUGAUACGCAGGACGAAUUCCAAAGCCAAAAGCAGAAUCACGAAAUUCAGUUCCGAUACUACUAAAAGCGAAUUACACAGUAUUACCAAUAAUGAUAAUAAUGAUAAUACUAAUAGUAAUAAUAAUCAGAAUAAUAGCACUAAUGCCAAUGGGAGUGUCGAUACGGACAAUAAUAACAGUAGCCAGAUUGACACUAAAAAUGAUACUAACAGCGAAAAUAAUAAUCAUAAUAACAAAAGUACACCGUCUACGUCUAAUGCUAGCAAUGCAUACAAUCCCGGAAUAAUAGUCAAUCCUAUAAGUCUCAAACAGAAGGCUAAUUCUAACGGAAUUCAGAGAAACACUAUGAUCGAGAACCUCUCAACUGUCCCUAUGACUAAUAAUAAUCUAAGCGAAGCUGUCCUGCCGAAUAAUCUUUUAUCAAAUUCAAACGAUCAAACUUCUACUUCUUCUCCUUCACUCGAACAAAACUCAGUGUUCGUUCAUUAUCCCAACUCUGUGCCGGUGAAUUCCAUCUACCAGACUCCUUUGCCAUUUAACAACACGCCCACAAAUGGUUAUACUUCUCAACCAGGUCAUAUUGACAUGAUCCCUGUUUCUAUUGUCCAGAACUCUGUUCUUCUGCCACAGCAUAAUCAAUACCAACCACAGCCUCUUUCGCAGCACCAGCAUCCAGUUGUUCCCCCACCAGUGAAUCACUCUUUAAAUCAGCCAUUGCAACAGCUUCCACGACAACGAAAUCAACAGCGAGAUAACACCGAACAUGAUCGACAAAAUCAGCAGCAAAAAGCAACUACUAAUGCGACUCAAAAUAUUACAAAUCCUCAAAAGCAUCGUGAUCAUCAUAAUGAUCCCGUAGGUAAUUCUUCUUUGGAAGGGAUGGUCACUCAGGGACAACUAUCCGUCUUGGAUAAUAAAAUUGAUAUUCUAGGAAGGAAAAUGACUUUGCUAAUGGAUUAUUGCACUAGAUUGGAUUGGAUUGGAAGACAAUGCGAACUCUUCAUAAAUAAGUCUGAACAAUCGCUUAAAACUGAAGAGGCCAAAGGCAGGAACAGCGAAGUUCAUGCAACUCCAAAAAGAUAUAACUCGUGCCAAUAUACCGAAUCCACAUUACUAUGGCUUAGAACAAAAGUUUGUCCAGAGAUUAGCAAGGAUGAAUACCUGCGACCUUUAGUUCCUGUGAAAGCUAUGGUUUCAAGAUGGUAUUUCAUUCAAAUGAAACGUUUGGUAAAAAAUAUAUCCGACGAAUCUCAAUUGCUUCCAAUUCCGGACUCGAUUAGGUGUCAAAGAAUUAUGGAGACUUACUAUAGCCUAUUAUCGGCAGAGGACUUGAAUGUCAUUGAACCAAAGGCAUGUCAGAAAAUUUUUGAGAAGUAUUUUUCUUCCAAAGCUGAAGAAAUAUCAUAUUCGGAACAUUUGAUUGUCAACAUUCUGCUAUCCUUAGGUUCGUUGUAUGCUAGACAUUCUUUAAUGGAAUCUAACCAUUAUAGAAAGGAUAAGCUUGAUUUUACUCCGGAAAAGCUUUUCCAAAUUGAAAAUGACUGUUAUCAAAACAGUCUUUUCUACUACCAUAAAAUUUCUUUAGUAUGUGAGGGCCUUCUUUCAGUUCAAGCUCUCUUACUACUCUACUCGUAUAUCAGAUCCUGCGUUUCAACGGAAGCUGCAUUGAACAUUUUCGUUGUAGCUGUGAAAUUUGCAAGAGAUCUUGAACUUUGCUACUUGGAUAACUUUAAUCACCUGCCAAGAGAAGAUUUCUUACAAAUAAGAUCGAUAUGGCUCUAUUGUUACUUAAAUGACUCAAAUCUAUCGAUGACAUUGGGGAAACCUCCAAUUAUUGAUGAAUCUGAUAUGUCAGUAUCAUUCGGGAGAAACUAUUUUAAAACUUUGAAAGCGGAAUGCCCUAUAAGUCGCUCUCCUGAUGCCAAUGUUGUGGAUGCCAUGAAAGAUGAAUCGAUGGUAGUUGGUUGGGUGAAAAUAAACCCAUGGUAUUUUCCUGUCAUUUUAAACUACUUUAGAGCGUGUUUAUGCAAAAUUUCAAACAAGAUCACUAGAUACCUAUUUUCUGUGGACGUUACAAGUGUUAUGACAUUUGAUGAAAUUGUUGCGAAGAUCAAUGAAAUCAAAGAUGAUUUGAUUACAUACUCAAACAACAUUCCUCUUUACUUAAGGCUUGAUAAUCAAAGAACCUUUUUGGCCAGAAUAUAUCAUGAACUAGCAGAAAGUCAGAAAAUUGCGAACUUCAAAUUAAUGAGUGUUCUAAUGACUGAAAUAAAUAUAAAAAGAGAGACUUUAUUCAUUAUUCUCGCCAACUUCACACGAGCAUUCUUUGAUGAUAAUUGGGAUAUUGUUGGUGGUGGGCUCAGACCAGAUUGUGAAGAGUUAUCAAAAUACUUUGAGGUCAACAAAUUACAUUCAUUUAAAGCAACCUUGAAAGCAUCUAAAGCUAUCGAUUUCAAAGACUACACCAUUCUUCUUCACAAGCAGCAUGUCUUCUUUGAUUUACUACUAGUUGUCUUAUCAGCAUCAUUCUAUGUGAUCAAUAAUGUUGAUUCAUCUGCCGCUUUUGAAUUGCUUUGUAUGUUAAAAGAUCUUUAUUAUAGAGUGACGAAUGGCACUUCUAUAACAGAGCUUCACCUUCAACAAAAUAUUAAAUGGCUCGUAUCAAUUUUCCUUUUAUCAUUCCAAUUAGAAAUGGGCACCAUGCAUUAUAAAAACAAAAAUGCCCUAGCUUGCACGUAUCCUUUGGAUAGUGACCGUUAUCAAUUGGUUAUGAAGGAGAUUUCUGUUACCAUUGGUAAAGAAACUGAAAAAAUUACUGCAGUUUUCAAUAAAGAAAGAUCAUCAUUAAGCAAGGAAUCGAGUAUAUCUUCUAAUGCCGGAAAGAUGCCUACUUGGGCUCUAUUGAAACCAUUCGGCCUGGCAGACGACUCUACUGAAGAGAUGCUCCGAUCAUGGUGGGAUAAAGAGUCUCAAAAGCAAGUAACUAAACAAGAAGAUACUGCCAAGAUGCCAAAAGGUAUCCUGGAAAAUGCAAAAAACUCUGACGGCAAAAACAAUUUGACUAACUCUAGGAACUACGACUUGGGAUUUAACUUUAAUGAAAGGUGGUUUCCACCUGAUAUGAGGUUUCUCAGUCAGGAAUCAUUUAUGAAUUCAAGUGGUAGAAACAAUUCUGAUGCUAGCUAUGUUCAUCCAACAACUUUAUUCGAGGACAUAAGUUCAUUAAAUAGGUAA
Kluyveromyces lactis is the source of this 3447-nucleotide messenger RNA. RefSeq lists its product as uncharacterized. NCBI's taxonomy places the organism in Eukaryota, Fungi, Ascomycota, Saccharomycetes, Saccharomycetales, Saccharomycetaceae. Gene Ontology annotation, biological process: DNA-templated transcription; regulation of DNA-templated transcription. Bases 1 to 3447 code for a protein of 1148 amino acids. The transcript has a single exon. The record is from RefSeq and is a predicted model, not a curated record. Gene Ontology annotation, molecular function: zinc ion binding; DNA-binding transcription factor activity, RNA polymerase II-specific; DNA binding.